AUGGCGCCGCUGUUCCAGCACAUGCGGUUCUACCUCUCCCAGACGCUCGCGGCAAGCGACAGGGUCGAGCUCAGGCAGCUCAUCGAGCAAGAGGGCGGCACCGUCUCUUCCAGUACUGCAAGCGCCGUCCAACUCGUCGACUUGGACGCACUGGACGCGCGUCAUCCCGAGUGGAUUUCGACAGACUUUGUCAAAGACUCUGUCGCGUCUCAGGCGCUGCAGCAGUUGCCCUCGUACUCGGGCACAAUCUUUGCAAUGAACAACAGCGACCAGAAGGAGAGAGGAGAGACGUCCGUGGAGCCCGCACGACAUGGUCGGCUCAAGUAUACAGUGGAAGACGACGCGAGGAUGCUGCACUUUGUUAAAACGAGGGACUGGAAGGCCAUGCAACCUGUUCCGGAGAGCGCGUGGAGACUCGCCGAGAACGAGCACGUGACGGCCCACUCGGCUUCGAGCAUGCACGAGCACUUUAGGAAGCAGUUGCAGCGAAAGACGCCCGCGGAGCAGCGGCUUAUUUUGGCCAAAGCAGCGGCGUUGGUAAGAUCGAGGAUGCUGGAGAAGAAACCGGCAGGCGCACUGGAGAAGGAGAAAGCGUCGCCUCGAACACGCGCGAUCUCACGUGGAACAUCGCUGCAGGAUGUCCCGACGCUAGAGCACACGACGUUGACGCAAGCGUCGAGGCAACCUCUGAGCUCCGAAAGUAGCCAUAGCGGAGCUGUGACACCUGAGAUGCCGGUUAGGGAGACCCAACCGCCGACGAUCAAGGAGGAGAAAUGCAGUGCAAGAGACAAGAGGACGCGUAUCAGGAAGCCCCAGUCCCCACUAGGAAUUGCUCAGCGGAUCCAAAGAGAUAGUGUCCCGACGACAUGCAGAGGUAUCACUUUUCCAGCACCGACGGACGCAAUCCCAGGUCAGUCUGGCCUUGUCACGCCGGCAGUGGACACUUUGGUGGCCCAUGCUACACAGAGAGGCCCAGAAAAAAGAGAACAGGGUACAGACGAGAAGCAGCAAAAGCGUAAGCGCGGAACAACAAGCAUCGGGGUCGCUGUCAGCCAACAUCCAAGUCCAUCCGAUUGUGACACGGACACCAGUAACGCUAACGACGUUGAAAGCGAGACUCGUGAACAUGAUGGCGUCUUCUUCCGAAGUGCCUGGGCCGAGCUGGCCAACGAUCAUACAAAGAGGAGAACGCUGCAGAGGCUAUUUGAGCCUAGUUCGACACUUUCUUCGCCAGGAAGCCAAGCAAGUAGUACUGUACCUGCGGUUACGCGGUGGAACGCCGUUGACGAGUCAGCAAGUGAUGUCGCGAGAGAAGAAAGUAGUGGCUUUUGCAGUGUGCCGCAGCGAACAAUAAAGACAGUGGAGCACGCUACAGACGAGGAAGCCGAUCACAUUAUCUGCCAGCUGCAAUUUGACACACAUCAAGACAUGCCGGCAGUGAUACACGCUAUUUACUAUUGUAGUGGCGACGUCGAUAUGGCCAGAAGUUUUCUGAAAGGUACAAUGCCAUCAGGCAUGUGGUCUGCUGAAGAUGACCUCCUGGUCACGAACUUGGUGGCUGAGGACGUUGUCAACCGUAUUGCUGUCGAUGCUGCUGUGACUCGUGGCGAUUUCGCCUCGAUGCGUGCACACCGCGAUACGGACGCCAUCGUGAAACGAGUUGAGUUUUUGCGGUGA
Hyaloperonospora brassicae is the source of this 1677-nucleotide messenger RNA. Lineage: Eukaryota; Oomycota; Peronosporomycetes; Peronosporales; Peronosporaceae. The record is from the annotation of a GenBank genome assembly.